This is a messenger RNA of Eremomyces bilateralis CBS 781.70, 1291 nucleotides long. RefSeq lists its product as uncharacterized. Lineage: Eukaryota; Fungi; Ascomycota; Dothideomycetes; Eremomycetales; Eremomycetaceae. The record is from RefSeq and is a predicted model, not a curated record. The coding region runs from base 138 to 1202 and encodes 354 amino acids. The transcript is spliced from 2 exons.
UGGAUCUGAUGCGUUGCCAUUGACGGGCCUUAAGUUUAUCCCCCUCGGUUUCUGUCCUCCCUCGCACGGAUCCUGUCCCGUCUCUCAUCCCUUCAGUGCGUUUGCAUCUGGACAGCGUUUCAGCUGGAGUUGUACAAAUGUCGCUCCUAGAGUCGACGGAAUCUACCAAAUGCUUUCCGUUCUUGGUGGAUAAUAUUCCCAACUGGCUAGAAGGCGUCGUCGACGUCGAAAAGAAGAUCAAGGUUCGACGAGAUGAAGCUACCCGGGUCACGGUGCCCGUCUCACCACGCAAACGAACCGGCUCCAAUGAAUCAAUACGCAUCAACGACGAUGACGAUGGCCCAACAAGGCAUCCUCCUCAUGGGCCAUCACCGACGGCCUACUCCCCACUCGAGAACACAUCCGCACCCGCCGUCGCACCGAUAACCCCAAGCACCAACCCGUUACCCUUCGACCGUUCUAUCGCCCCGUUGUUCUCCAACCGCAAACGGAAACCGGCCUCCUUGAUCAGCAACGCUCCCUCCAUCCCCACCAAAUACCGCACCCGCAGCAUGAUCAUCGUCUACUACGACAGCGAAGUCCAGAAGGGCUUCGAGCAACUGGUCCGCAACAUCGGCACUGGCCGCAACAUGCUCCGGAAAGGCAAGAUGCAAGCCCGUAUGGACGCCUUCACCGGCGGCAUGGACAACAUGAUGUCCGCCCUCGGACGCAUCGGGGGGAUGUCCGGAGUCGCCGGUGCGGACGCCGACACCGCGCGGGCGUUGAACGCCGCGGCGAGGAAGAUCGAGGCGACAGGCCACUACGACGCGCUGGACAAGCGGCUCGACCAGGCGCAGAGCCUUGCAGAGAAAGGCGCCCACCAGUUCCUACGGGAAGGCGAGUGUCCAACCGAGGUAUCCGGCAUACGGGUUGAGCUGGAGGCGGCGUUGGAGUGGUGUCGGGACGCGGUAGCGGCGAUGACGGUGGUGUCCCAGAACGCGGCCGCAAGAGUGAGUGUGGAAGGGGUUCGGGUCGAGGCCGAACGGGGGCAAAGUGAACGGGAAGGGAAAAGUUUGAACAAGAUUCAAGCAGAGUUACCGGGAACGACGCCCGGGACUGCCCAGGUCCCUGUGACGGCCAUCGCAACCAUCGAGGUGGACUCCGAUGUUGACGAGGAAUUUGAAAUCAAGUUGCCGCCGAUACGGAGGCUUGCGAGGACAUGACGAGAUUGAUCACGAUGAACGGUUGGGAAAUGGGACCUGAUGGAUGGAAUUUCUGGAUUUUGUUUGGGGUUUGGGUUUAGCAUCGUCCA